AUGGAAACGGGUUUAUUAGGAGCUAAACCUGCUGAGUUUCCAAUGGAGACUAAUCAUCGUCUUGCUUUGGCGCAGGGAGAUUUGUUUGAUGAUGUGGAGAAAUAUAGAAGACUAAUUGGUAGACUGAUUUAUUUGGCAGUGACUAGACCUGAUCUUACAUACUCGGUGCAUACGCUGUCUUUGUUUAUGCAAAAACCGAGAAUAGAACAUUGGGAAGCUGCACUUCGAGUGGUUAGAUACUUGAAAAAGAAUCAUGGGCAAGGCAUUUUGUUGCGGUCUGAUAGUACCCUAAGUUUGCAAGGGUGGUGUGACUCAGACUGGGCAAGUUGUCCUUUGACUAGACGUUCAUUGACAGGAUGGUUUGUUUGUCUUGGGAAUUCACCGGUGUCUUGGAAGACAAAGAAGCAACCAACUGUUUCUCGGAGCUCAGCUGAAGCAGAAUACAGGUCCAUGGCGGCAGCAACCUGUGAGUUGAAGUGGUUGAAACAGUUACUUGGUGAUUUGGGG
Papaver somniferum (opium poppy) is the source of this 507-nucleotide messenger RNA. RefSeq lists its product as uncharacterized. The transcript has a single exon. The annotation marks the transcript as partial. The record is from RefSeq and is a predicted model, not a curated record. Lineage: Eukaryota; Viridiplantae; Streptophyta; Magnoliopsida; Ranunculales; Papaveraceae.